Pundamilia nyererei is the source of this 1760-nucleotide messenger RNA. It is a transcript of the gene notum1a, whose product is annotated as notum, palmitoleoyl-protein carboxylesterase a. Bases 2 to 1492 code for a protein of 496 amino acids. Gene Ontology annotation, biological process: protein depalmitoleylation; negative regulation of canonical Wnt signaling pathway. Gene Ontology annotation, molecular function: palmitoleyl hydrolase activity. Lineage: Eukaryota; Metazoa; Chordata; Actinopteri; Cichliformes; Cichlidae. The transcript is spliced from 11 exons. The record is from RefSeq and is a predicted model, not a curated record.
GAUGACACUGAUCAGAGUGGUUUCUUCAGUGCUGCUGCUGGUACUGAUGCAGUCCGGAGCUCUUUGCGCACGGAGGUUUCGGGGUGGCCGCAACCCACAACCGCGACGCUCACCGCCUCCUCCCACAUACCGGGCAGACCGGGGUGAUACCACCGAGAGCUUCCCUCUGGAUUUCACCGCGGUGGAGGAGAACAUGGAUAACUUCAUGACACAAGUGAAGAACCUUGCGCAGUCCCUUUACCCCUGUUCGGCGCAAAAGCUUGACUACGACAUGAGGCUGAACUUUUUGGAGAACACAUCAGUCACCUGCAACGACGGCACUCCUGCGGGGUACUACCUAAAAGAAUCUCGAGGCAGCAGGCGGUGGUUGAUAUUUUUAGAAGGUGGCUGGUACUGCUUCAACAAGGAAAACUGUGACAGCCGAUAUGAGACAAUGAGAAGGUUAAUGAGCUCCUCCAAGUGGCCCCAGACUAAAACAGGCACAGGGAUCCUGUCUCCACUCCCUGAGGAAAACCCUCACUGGUGGAACGCCAACAUGGUGUUUGUGCCCUACUGCUCCAGUGAUGUUUGGAGCGGUGUUACAGCCAAAACAGAUCAAAGUGGUUAUGCCUUCAUGGGCUCACUCAUUAUUCAGGAGGUUGUGAAGGACCUGCUGAAAAAAGGUCUGGAAAAUGCCAAAGUCCUCCUCUUAGCAGGAAGCAGUGCGGGAGGUACUGGCGUUCUUCUGAAUGUUGACCGUGUGGCAGAGAUGCUGGAGGGACUGGGCCACACUGCAAUACAAGUGCGAGGCCUUUCUGAUUCUGGCUGGUUCCUGGACAAUAAGCAGUACCACUGCACUGACUGUGUGGACACUGCCAGCUGUGCCCCCACUGAGACCAUCAAGAGAGGCAUCAAGUACUGGGGAGGGAUGGUACCAGAACGGUGCAAACAAGCCCAUGAAGGAGAAGAGUGGAACUGCUUUUUUGGAUACAGAGUCUUCCCGUCUAUAAAAAGCCCUGUCUUUGUGGUCCAGUGGCUGUUUGAUGAGGCUCAGUUGACAGUAGACAACAUUCAGCUGACAGGUCAGCCUGUGCAGGAGGGCCAGUGGCGCUACAUCCAAAACCUGGGCACUGAGCUGAGGAACACACUCAAAGAUGUCCCGGCUAUGUUUGCUCCAGCAUGUUUAUCGCAUGAAGUUAUCACCAGAAACUAUUGGAUUGAUGUGCAGGUUAAAGGCACCUCCUUGCCCAGAGCGCUGCACUGCUGGGACCGCAGCCUCCACGACAACAGGAACAACAAGGCUCCGCCUAAAGGCUGUCCUGUGCAUCUGAUUGACAGCUGCCCGUGGCCACACUGCAACCCCACCUGCCCCACCAUCCGAGAUCAGUUCACAGGGCAGGAGAUGAAUGUCAUUCAGUUCCUCAUGCACAUGGGCUUUGAUGUGCAGAAGAUGGCCCAGCAGCAGGGAAUGGACCCCAGCAAGCUACUGGGCAUGCUCAGCAGUGGCAGCUAAAAGGACACAAACACACAGGCAUUAUCUCAACGUUAAACUAAGCAGAGUUGGCUGGCUGGUCUCUCUGGCCAGUCUCCCAAGCCUGAUACCUCCAACUACCCCUCCAUCUUCACAACCCAUUCUACCUAUAAUGAAUUUCCUCUGACCUCUGUUUACUUUACUCCAAACCUCAGUCAGUGCAGGGACUUUGACCUUGUCCCACAAUCCCUUUUCUCCCAUCUGGUGACAAGUACUGUGGCAACAUACCACAAUGACAAGGCACAACUCU